Molecule: messenger RNA, 1424 nt
Organism: Raphanus sativus (radish)
Lineage: Eukaryota; Viridiplantae; Streptophyta; Magnoliopsida; Brassicales; Brassicaceae
Exons: 4
Coding region: 213-1265 (350 amino acids)
Molecular function (GO): nucleic acid binding
Source: RefSeq, a predicted model, not a curated record
GUUUACUUUGCCUUCCCGAGAGAGAGAGAUAAGGUUUCGCAUCUCUCAACUCUUUCUUCCUCUCUCUCUCUCCCCCUCUCUCUCUAGCCGCCGUCAAUGCUUCGGUUUCGAUUCUCCUCUUCCUCUUGACUUCUUCUCUUUUCGCUGCAAGAGAAAAAGUGUAAGAAAUCGAAGCUUGAGUGAGGUCAACGACAUCCCUCCCCUUUAAUCUCAUGGACCCAGCUCUCUCACCGCCGUCGGAAACCGCCGCUGUAACCAGCGGUGUUGCUACGGGAGAGAACGGAAUUGCAGUAGAUCCUUUUCUCGUCGAGGCUUUGCAGAACCCUCGCCAUCGUCUCACCAUAUUGCGGAUGGAGCUUGAUGUUCAGCGCUUCUUACAGAGCCCUGAGCAGCAGCAGUUCGAGUUCCAGCGGUUUCCUACUUCCUAUCUCCGCCUUGCAGCUCACCGCGUUGCUAACCACUACGGACUAGCUACAUCGGUUCAAGAAAUGGGUGUUGAUGGCAGCGAGAACGUAAUCCUCGUGACCAAAACUUCGUCGCCGGCGGCGAGCAGGUUUCCUUCUGUUGUUAGGCUGUCUGAUAUCCCCGCCGCGGCUAAGCAGCAGUCAGAGAAUGUUAAGUUCGAGCACAUGAAAGUUUCAAUCAAGACUCGGCCUUCUAAAGGGUCUGGAUACGAAGGUGGGGAAGUGGAGAAGAGACGUGGUCCUCUCAGGAGUGUGGAAGAGAGGAAAGAAGACUAUGACAGGGCUCGAGCAAGGAUAUUCAAUGGUCUCACGGGCUUCACUGGUGAUGAAUCUGAAUCUGAAACUCAGGUUUAUGAGAGGAGAGAUGACAGUCAGGCAUCUAAGAGCUUAAGCGUGAGGGAGACCGGUCCAACAUCUCGUGUUGCGAUUCUUAGAGACAGUGAGAAAGAUCGUUUUGAUCCUGAUUAUGACCGCAACUACAAAAGGUACAUUAGGAGCCUUCCGGUUAAUCAGAGUUUCAAUGUACCACCACCCUUCAACAUGAUGCAGCAACCAUACUACCAAAUGGGAUUUACCGGAUACAACCACACUCCUGCUGCUUCUCUCAGCUUUGGACCACCUGCAAGCGGCGCUAUCAUGAGUCCUUAUGGCACUACAGUUGUACACCAGCCUUCAACGGAUGCAAUGUAUAUGCAGUGGCCUAUGAUGUAUGCUCAUUCAUAUGAGCAGCUCAGAAAUGCCUCUCUUCAGGCACAGUUCUGUCAGCAACCCUUGAGCUUCGAGUACAUGCAGAACCGCUAGGCUUGAAGUCCUCAAGUCAAUCUUUAUCUCUGUUUACCUGCUUUUUUAUAUAAAACUUAUUAUUGUUGUUAUGGAAAUUUUUGUAACGUCGGAAGGAAGAAGAUAAUCCUUUUAUUUUCUCCUAACCUUAUCAGUGAACUGCUAGUUUUAUGGGUCAAA